This is a messenger RNA of Macrobrachium nipponense, 529 nucleotides long. It is a transcript of the gene RpS20, whose product is annotated as small ribosomal subunit protein uS10-like. Bases 121 to 489 code for a protein of 122 amino acids. Gene Ontology annotation, molecular function: structural constituent of ribosome. Gene Ontology annotation, cellular component: ribosome; cytosolic small ribosomal subunit. Lineage: Eukaryota; Metazoa; Arthropoda; Malacostraca; Decapoda; Palaemonidae. The record is from RefSeq and is a predicted model, not a curated record. Gene Ontology annotation, biological process: translation. The transcript is spliced from 3 exons.
UCAACGCUCAGUUGAAUCAUUUCUUCUUCUUUCUCUUGCGUUUUGCUGGUAAAGUAAACACACGCUUUCCGGUUCAGCGCUGGUUUCUUCUGAGAAUUAUCUCGACCGGAAUAAGUCAAAAUGGCUGCCUAUGCUGACAAAAGUGACAUGAAGGCGGGCGUGAUGGAUGAUGGGUCACCCAUCCACCGCAUCCGUAUCACCCUUACUUCCAGCAAUGUCAGAUCACUUGAGAAGGUGUGCUCUGAUCUUGUCCGAGAAGCCAAGUUAAAGCAGCUGAAAGUCAAAGGCCCAGUCCGCAUGCCCACCAAGACACUCCGCAUCACCACCCGUAAGACACCAUGUGGUGAAGGUUCAAAGACCUGGGAUCGAUUCCAGAUGAGAAUCCACAAGAGAGUUAUUGACUUACACUCUCCAUCUGAAGUGGUCAAACAGAUCACCAGCAUUAGCAUUGAACCUGAUGUGGAUGUUGAAGUUACCAUUGCUGAGUAAAUUGUCAGCUUAACAUCAAUAAAGGCUAUCAGAGUACAAA